Molecule: messenger RNA, 636 nt
Organism: Symbiodinium sp. CCMP2592
Lineage: Eukaryota; Dinophyceae; Suessiales; Symbiodiniaceae
Source: the annotation of a GenBank genome assembly
AUGACCCUCAGUUUGAGGCUCCGCCAGGCCCAGUGGCUGAAGCUCCGGAAGGCGAAGGAGGACCGGGCUGACCGGCAUUUGGCCAAGCUGGAGGCGCAGAAGAAGCAGGAAGAUGCCGAAGUUGCUCUGCUUCGAGUGGAAGGAGGAGUUUCUCAAGCGACCCGUCUCCGUGAGCGCGCCAGAGAAAUUCUGGCGCAGCGGGAGUCAGGGCAGCUGCAGCAGGCCAGCCGUGCCGAGCAGGAAAGAUUCCGGCAGUGGCAGCAGUCGCAUGAGACUGCGCAGUCUCAGCAGCACUUGUUCAGCACGCAGAGGGAGGCCGUGAGUGUCAUUUCCCGGGAAGUGCAGGGCAAGCACCGGAAGAUGUUUGAGGUGAUCCAGGAGCUGCAGAAGGAGCAGCGGCAGCAUGUCAAGCAGCUGAGGCUCGAGUCUGACUCCGGUCGCUUCGAUCGAUGGCAGCAGUCGCCGCAGGGCUCCUCCGUCCUCACGCAGAUGCGCGAGAAGCGGCAGAAGCAAAAGGAGCAGGAGCUAGCCCAGGAGAGGCUCGUGAGCGAAGCCCGGCAGGAAGGAAACCGCUUUGACCGAUGGAAACUGCAACAUCAAGGUCGCAGAGCACCCAAGAGCAGUUUCCUUGCUUGA